Messenger RNA from Monoraphidium neglectum, 432 nucleotides. RefSeq lists its product as hypothetical. The coding region runs from base 1 to 432 and encodes 143 amino acids. Lineage: Eukaryota; Viridiplantae; Chlorophyta; Chlorophyceae; Sphaeropleales; Selenastraceae. The record is from RefSeq and is a predicted model, not a curated record. The transcript has 4 exons.
AUGGGGGCGAGCCAGCUGGCGCCGGGCACGCGCUACACCGCCAGCGAGUGGCGCACCAACCUGACGCUCAGCCCAACUUCAGAGUACUCCGCGCAGUUCAGGGUCAUCGGCGGCUCCACCCUGGAGGUCACCCUCUGCCAGUUCUGGUCCAGCCUCGGGGCAGCUUCCCUCGAGAUCGAAGUCAGCUUCCACGGCCUGCAGGUUGACGGGGCCCUAGGCGGCCGCGCGGGCGGCGCCCCCGGCUGCGAGCUGUCGCUGUCAGGGGCCGCGGGCCUGGGCCGCUUCACGCUGCUGUCGCCACUGCGGCGGCAGCGCGUCAAGCCCGAGGGCAAGCUGAGCGCGGUGCUGGCGCCGCUGCGGCCGAGCGAGAGCGCGCUCGAGCCGCUGGAGAAGCGGCCGGGUGGGUGCGGCGCGACGCAACGCGAGUCUUAA